Orbicella faveolata is the source of this 2478-nucleotide messenger RNA. RefSeq lists its product as uncharacterized. The record is from RefSeq and is a predicted model, not a curated record. NCBI's taxonomy places the organism in Eukaryota, Metazoa, Cnidaria, Anthozoa, Scleractinia, Merulinidae.
UCUGUUCCAUUUUCCUUUGCAGAGCUAUCAAGUCCAACAAGACCAGUGAAGCAUGCACAUCUAUUUCAUUCUAAUUAUAGGUUCAAACACAGAAAAAAGUCGGUCAAUGCAAAAGGUUCGCCGAAAGAAGUUAUUGUCAAAGUGAACGGACAAAAUGUAUACUCCAGUAAUCCACAAAGUACAAACUCCACUAGUGGAGCCACACCGACCACACCGACUUCACCAAUUUCAGUAACAACGCUUGCCCCACAAACGCAUAACAUAAACCUUCACAUUAACCUUACUAAGGCUUCGAAUCCUCCUGAAGAAGAAAGUAACCGACCAAUUAUUGUAGCUGCACCGCCUAAACCCCAGCCAGUUGUGGCCCUUUUGCCUGCAAUAGCAUCUCAACCUGCACUGACGCCCGCUGUUGUACCUCAAGUUCAACCUCCUGCACCACAGCCUGUUCCCCCUGCCACAACAGCACCACCUGAAAAGAAGGGUGAAUCAAGUCUUAGUAAGAUAUUACUGACAGCUGCUUUAUUAAAAAGUCUAACGGGAUCAGACUCCUCCGAAAGCACGACAGAAGGUUAUCCUUCUGCGCUUCAAAACCUUUUAAUGCCUAAUACGUCUCCACUCAGCGCGUUGCUGGCCCAAGGUGGAUGGCCACCGUUUGGUUAUCCCCAAGCCGCAUCUCGACCAAUGGGAUAUCCACGACUAGGAUACCCUCAAUCUGGGGUUCCAGCGUUGGGGAAUCCAGCAUUGGGAUAUCCAGCUGCUGGGACAAACAUGGGGUAUCCCGCUGUUGGUGCAAACAUGGGAUAUCCGGCUGUUGGGGCAAACAUACGGCCUCCGACUGUUGGUACAAACCUGGGAUAUCCAGCUGUUGGUGCAAACAUGGGAUAUCCGGCUGCUGGAACAAACAUGGGAUAUCCGGGUGUUAGUGCAAACAUAGGGCCUUCGACUGUUGGUACAAACAUGGGGUAUCCGGCUCUUGGUUUGAACAUGGGAUAUCCUGCCGGUGGGAACCCAAACUUGAGAUAUCCUGCCGCUAGCAAUCAAAACAUGGGAUAUCCUGCCAUCAGGAACCAAAAUAUGGAACAUCCUACCGGUAGUUAUCAACCUGCCAGUUGGAACCCAAACUUAAGAUAUGGUGACAAUGGUAAGGAAAAUAUAGGAGAUCUUGCCGGCGGAAGCCAAAACAUGGGUUAUCCUGCAGGAGGUACUCAGAACAUGGCAUAUCCUGGCGGUGGGAGCCAAAGCAUGGAUGUAGCAGCACCAACAGUACCAAACUUUCUUAGUGCACUCUCUCCGACACCGCCUACUAAUCUUCUUCAGAACCCUAGUGCAUCGUCAGGGGGCGCAAAUCCGCCGUUCCCAGGUCCGAAGGUUCUCCCUAAUUUGAGACCCCUCGGGUCUUUAGGGACUCAGAGCCAAAGCGCUGUUCCAUUGUCCGCUCCAACGCCUCAAGUGCAACCUAUUGCAGCACCUGUAGGUAUGCCUGGGGCAGUCACUGGAAUUGGUCAAGCUCAAGCACAAGCCCAAGCUCAAGCUCAAGCUCAAGCUCAAGCUCAAAGCCAAGGCCAAGGUCAAAGUCAAGGCCAAGGCGUUGGUAUGGGUCUUCCCGCGAGUAGUUUAACAGUUCCGUCGACAUCUACAGGUGUUCCUGGAAUUGAUCCUAUGAGUUCUUGUUGGUGUGGAUGUGAGGCGGACUGCUCGCAUCCAUGCGACCUAUGCAAUGCUGGCGCUGCCAACUACUACAACUAUAAUAAUAACAAUAAUAACGGUAAUCAAAACAUCGUGGGUACCGUUUAUCCUACCAAUACUGGCUAAACUACGUCAUAGUUAAUAUGACUUUGGCACUUGGGUACGUAGGCCCUAAUUGGAUAGGACAGUUUACAUCUAAACUCGAACAGUUGCGACAAUCUCCAUUUGAGCGAUAUGCUGAGCUGCACAAUCUCUGAACAAAGGCUAUUACUGCAAAGAAACCUCUCCUUAUAUCAUUACUACUACGUACGUAACUUUUUUACAAUAAACGAUAGACGACACUCUUUUUUAGCGUAGUGUCAUCUAUCAACGAUAUGCGACAUUCUAUAACCAUAACAUGAAUGCCUUUCUGACCUGCAUGAAAUGAGCUGUUACUCCGCAUGAAAAAAUGAAGGGUAGGAAGAGUUAAAUGAUCUGAAAGCUCAGGAAUGUCCCUAAAAGACAUAAACAACACCAGACCUUUUUAUACGCCAAGCGAAAUUAUUUUACUACUGGUUAGUGGCCUCACGAGGAUUCGCCUCAUUUCGUCUCAUUUCGUCUCGUUUUCGUCUCGUUUUGUAUUCACACGAAAAAAACUUCAACCGUCUGACUGAGUCCUCGAAAUGUUAGUGUUAGUUCGUUUCUGUUUUAGUCUGCAUUCCCAUGUUCAGUUAAUGUCUUCUUUAUCAUUUCCUUUUGCACCGUGGUAGCUGUCGCUGCUAGCCAUUCCGUUAGCGUUUAUAUGUAUUAAAC